Angiostrongylus costaricensis is the source of this 723-nucleotide messenger RNA. NCBI's taxonomy places the organism in Eukaryota, Metazoa, Nematoda, Chromadorea, Rhabditida, Metastrongylidae. The record is from the annotation of a GenBank genome assembly.
AUGGUAAAGAUUGCUUCUUUAAAAUACUGUUAUAUUUUCCAGCGUGCGCUCGUACAACGAGUGAAGGAAAGGCUAAAAACCAAGUACAAUAUGACGGAUGCUGACUACGACGUAUUAGAAGCUACGAUCGUAAAAAACGUUCCACAUAAGGCGGGUUAUCAGUGGAAGUUUAGUGGUGCUUUCUAUUUUGCAACUACUGUCAUCACCACAAUAGGUUACGGUCACAGUACUCCACUCACAGUCGGUGGUAAGCUUUUCUGUAUGUUCUAUGCAUUGGCUGGAAUACCUCUUGGACUCGUUAUGUUCCAGAGUAUCGGUGAGCGCAUGAAUACUUUCGCUGCCAGGCUGUUGCGAGUUCUGAAGAAGGCUGUAGGUCGAGCGCCAACAGUAACUCAUAUUGACCUGAUAUUUGUGGCUUCGGGACUGGGAACAUUACUCAUCGCAUUCGGAGCUUUGGCGUUCUCAAAAUACGAGAACUGGACAUAUUUCGAUUCGCUCUAUUACUGUUUCACCACUCUCACCACCAUAGGAUUCGGUGACUUUGUGGCCUUACAGAAAGGUGGGGCAUUACAGAAUAAACCAGACUACGUGGUUUUCUCCUUGGUGUUCAUUCUGUUCGGCUUGACGGUGAUUUCAGCGGCCAUGAAUCUGCUCGUACUGCGAUUCCUCACCAUGAACACCGAGGACGAGAAGAGGGAUCAACAGUGCGUUGUUUUCAUUUGA